UGGAAGAGGCGGAGGAGGAAGGGGCGAAAGAGGCGGCGCUGGGCGGCUGCACUUCCGCCCGGACGUCCCAGGUGUCGCUGUUGUCCGCCUUUGCGCCUCGGCCGAGUGUCCCGGGCACCACGUGAGUGGCGGGGAGGUAGCGGCUCAAGGCCAUUUCCCCCUCUCAUUGGCUUAGCCGUCAUGUGGUUGCGCAGAGGCACCCACAAUUACACAGGGAAUGUUUUCGUAGAGAUGUCAGCCUACAAAGGACACAAUCUCUCUCCUCCCAAUUCCUCCCCAAAAUGUCCUUUCCCAACAGCUCUCCUGCCGCCAAUACUUUCCUAGUCGACUCCUUGAUCAGUGCCUGCAGGAGCGAUAGCUUCUAUUCCAACAGCGCCAGCAUGUACAUGCCACCUAGCACAGACAUUGGGACGUAUGGGAUGCAAACCUGUGGACUCCUGCCGUCUCUGGCCAAACGAGAGGUCAAUCAUCAAAAUAUGGGUAUGAACGUCCACCCGUAUAUCCCUCAAGUAGACAAUUGGACAGACCCGAGCAGGUCCUGCCGAAUAGAGCAACCUGUUACGCAGCAGGUCCCCACUUGCUCCUUCACGGCCAACAUUAAGGAAGAGACCAACUGCUGCAUGUAUUCUGACAAGAGGUCCAAGCUGGUGUCCUCCGCCUCCGAGGUCCCUUCCUACCAGAGGCUGGUCUCUGACUCGUGCCCCAUCGAGAACCCCGAGGUCCCCGUCCCAGGAUACUUCAGGCUCAGCCAGACCUACGCCACGGCGGGGAAAGCCCAAGAGUACAAUAACGGCCCAGAGGCGAGUAGUUCCACUGUCAUGUUGCAGCUCAACCCUCGCGGCGCCUCCAAGCCUCAGCUCGCCUCGCAGGUCCCGAUGGAGAAGAAAAUGAACGAGAACCCCAGCAACAGCGGCAGCAAUGCCAACAGCAGCAGCAGCAAUGCCAGCAGCACCACCAGCAGCAACCACCACCAGCACCACCAUCACCACCAUCACCCAGACAACAACUCCGCCAAAGUCGCCCAAGUGGAAAGUCCCGAGCCCAAGUCCGUCUCGCUUCAAGAAGACAGGGGCUGUCUGCCGGAAGCCCCCGUCUCCAGCCCCGAAGCCCAGGAGAAAGAUAGCAAAGAGGAAAUCAAGUCUGAUACGCCAACCAGCAAUUGGUUAACUGCAAAGAGUGGCAGAAAGAAGAGGUGUCCUUAUACUAAACAUCAGACACUGGAAUUAGAGAAAGAGUUCUUAUUCAAUAUGUAUCUCACUCGAGAGCGCCGCCUAGAGAUCAGUAAGAGCGUAAACCUCACUGACAGGCAGGUCAAGAUCUGGUUUCAAAACCGCAGAAUGAAGCUCAAGAAGAUGAGCAGAGAGAACCGAAUCCGAGAACUGACCGCUAAUCUGACCUUCUCUUAAACCGGUUUCACCUGGGGGCUGACCAAUCGCUGAGGCACAGGCUCAGUGGCUACAGAGAUGUAGGAGAGACUUUAUUUGGGGAGGAGGGAGGGGCGAGGGAGGGAGAAGGGAAAGAGACACCCCUUCAUUUGACAUUGUUUUUUAAUUUCUGAUAGAAUGUGACCUUUCCUCAUCCUUUUUAGUGCUGCAAGUGUCUACGUAUGUCCCUAUGGCGAGUAUAUAUAUACAUACAUACGUACAUAUAUAUAUUAAACAAAAAGAAACCCUAGCACGUGUAAUUUAUUGUUCUAUUUUGUUUUUCUCCUCCUCAUCGUAAUGCAGGGUAAACUUAGUUUGAACACAUUCAUUCGGUCUUAACUUAUUGGAAAUGUCGAACAUCCAAACAAUGUGACCUUCCCCCGCCCGCUCAUGUUUUUUUAACUGACCACGUGGUAUUUAUGUGGGGGGCUGCGAUAGGGGAAAAUGGCAUUUUGAAUAUAGGAAAUACUUUAAGAAUUAUUUUGGAAGGAAAAAAGGGUUUUUGUUUUUGUUUUGUUUUUCCGGGAGGUGGGUGGGUGGGAGGCCAAGCCAAGAGAGAGUGAGUGAAAGCAAGAAAGCACAUUUUAUGAUGUAACUAACAAUCCACUCCCCGGUAUCCGUCAGACUUGUCUUUUGUGCAAUGAAAUCUUUCAUUCUCAGCUGUAGACCUUUAUUUUGAUCCUUUAUUUUUUCCACAUUAUUUCCCUUGUGGUACAUACGUGGAAUCGUAGUGGUAUUUAAAGGGUGGGGGAGCGAUGUGUCUUCUUCUUUGUGCAUGUCCUAUUCGCAUGUGUAAUGCAAUAAACUCUGUAAAGUCA
Molecule: messenger RNA, 2242 nt
Organism: Anolis carolinensis (green anole)
Lineage: Eukaryota; Metazoa; Chordata; Lepidosauria; Squamata; Anolidae
Gene: hoxd10
Product: homeobox D10
Exons: 2
Coding region: 282-1406 (374 amino acids)
Biological process (GO): regulation of transcription by RNA polymerase II
Cellular component (GO): nucleus
Molecular function (GO): RNA polymerase II cis-regulatory region sequence-specific DNA binding; DNA-binding transcription factor activity, RNA polymerase II-specific
Source: RefSeq, a predicted model, not a curated record